CCUACCGUUCUCUGGGCUUUGCCGAUACCAUCUUGUCCGGUGAUCUGUCCUCUCCCUCCCUCAUGGCUGCUUCUAGCUCUUGCAGCUCGAUACCUGCUUCAGAGGCAGUUCAAGUUAUGGUCUCGUCUCUAGCUGAUGACUCUCCCAGCGUCAGAGAAGCCUCAAUGUCUGCUCUCAAGGAUCUUACAUCCAUGUAUUCCCUCUCUCGCUUUAUAUGUUGAAGAUUGAAAUGAAUCCACUUCUGGUGCUCGAUUGCUGCCUACAAGUUUCAAGAGGUGGACGCCGGAGGUUUGGGAAUAUAUCUGGUUUAUUUGAAGUAAUAUCAGUGGCCAUUCAAGCAUUGGAUAGCCGAGACGUGGACCCUGUUUUCAUGAUGAAGCUUGCCAAGAUUGCAACAGCUGAGGUUAUUUCAUCAAAGGAACUGAGCACUGAUUGGCAAAGAGCUGCAGCUAGUGUCCUCGUAUCAGUAGGAUCUCAUCUGCCUGACUUGAUGAUGAAUGAAAUAUUUUUUCAUCUCACUGGUUCCAAUUCAGCUCUACCUGCUAUGGUUAAAAUACUUGCAGAUUAUGCAUCAUCUGAUGCUUUGCAGUUCACCCCACGAUUAAAAGGUGUUCUGGCUCGAGUAGUACCCAUUCUUGGGAAUGUGAAAGACAUGUACCGAUCAAUCUUUGCAAAUGCAUUUAAAUGUUGGUGUCAGGCAUGUUGGCAGUAUAGUGUGGACUUCUCCUUGUCACCAGUCCUUGAUGCAGAUGCUGUGUCUUUUCUUAACUCUGCCUUUGAGCUUCUACUCAGAGUUUGGGCAAUGUCACGGGAUCUCAAGGUUCGCGUAUCUUCUGUCGAAGCAUUGGGGCAGAUGGUUGGUCUUAUUACAAGAACACAGUUGAAAGCAGCCUUACCAAGGCUUGUUCCAACUAUAUUGGAACUGUACAAGAGAGAUCUAGGUUCUGCAUAUGUGGCCACUUGUAGUCUUCAUAGUCUGUUAAAUGCCUCGUUGCUCUGUGAUGAAGGCCUUCCUUUGCUUGACUUUGAGGACCUCAUUGUUACUUUGUCCUCUCUGCUAGUGGUUUGCAGCAAUAAUGAUAGAAAAGAGCAUUCAGAAUUUCAAUUGGGGCUGAAGACUUAUAAUGAAGUUCAACAUUGCUUUCUAACGGUUGGGCUGGUGUACUCUGAGGAUUUGUUUGCGUUCCUUCUUAAUAAAUGCAGGUUGAAAGAAGAACCAUUCACUUUUGGUUCCCUUUGUGUUUUAAAGCAUCUAUUGCCAAGGUUGGCUGAGGCUUGGCACACCAGACGACCCGCCUUGGUAGAAUCAGUAAAGCUUUUAAUAGAUGAAAAUGAUUUAGGGGUUCGCAAAGCUCUUGCAGAGUUGAUUGUUGUCAUGGCUUCUCACUGUUACUUGGUUGGUUCCUCUGGAGAGUUGUUCAUUGAAUAUCUUGUACGCCAUUGUGCAAUGACAGAUCUGGAAAAUGUUGAACUUGAAAGUUCGAAGGAGUCAUCUAGGUUCAUUGGCAAUUAUAACCUCUUUAAAAAUAAAAAACUGGAGUUCAAUUCUGGUGCUGUCACUCCAACAGAGCUAAGGGGUAUCUGUGAAAAGGGUCUUCUUCUAAUUACCAUUACCGUUCCUGAAAUGGAGCAUGUUCUCUGGCCAUUUUUGUUGAAAGUGAUUAUACCACGAGUUUACACUGGUGCAGUUGUAACUGUCUGUCGAUGCAUUUCAGAGUUGUGCAGGCGCAGAUCCUCAGGAAGUAACAUGAUGGUUUCAGAGUGCAAGGCUCGCACUGAUAUUCCGCAACCUGAGGAACUUUUUGCUCGAUUAGUGGUACUUCUGCAUGAUCCUCUGGCAAGAGAGCAGUUGGCCACUCAAAUCUUGACUGUCCUGUGGUACCUAGCACCGCUGUUCCCAAAGAACAUUAACUCCUUUUGGCAAGACGAGCUCUAGAUACCAAAGAUGAAAGCAUAUGUGAGUGAUACUGAAGACCUAAAGCAGGAUCCUCUAUAUCAAGAAUCUUGGGAUGACAUGAUUAUCAGUUUUCUUGCAGAAUCUCUGGAUGUGAUUCAUGGGGUUGACUGGGUGCUAUUGCUUGGAAAUACAUUUGCAAAGCAUUAUGAACUUUAUCAAUUCGACAAUGAGCACUCUGCAUUGCUUCAUCGGUGUCUUGGCGUGUUGCUGCAGAAAGUUCAUGAUAGAACUUAUGUCCGCGCUAAAAUUAAUCUGAUGUGUAGGCAAGCCAAUAUUGCUGUCCCUACAAAUAGGCUUGGUCUAGCUAAAGCCAUGGGCUUGGUGGCAGCUUCACACUUGGAUACAGUCCUAGAUAAACUAAAAGACAUUCUAGACAACGUUGGCCAAAGUAUCUUACAAAGAAUUCUUUCUAUUUUUUCGGAUAGAGCAAAAAUGGAAGAAUCAGAUGAUACCCAUGCUGCAUUAGCACUGAUGUAUGGAUAUGCUGCUAAAUAUGCUCCACCAAAUGUUAUUGAAGCCAGAAUUGAUGCACUUGUGGGAACUAAUAUGCUUUCACGACUACUUCAUGUACGCCAUCCCCGAGCCAAGCAGGCUGUUAUCACUGCUAUUGACUUACUAGGUCAGGCUGUGAUUGGUGCAGCUGAAAGUGGUAUAUCUUUCCCAUUGAAAAGAAGAGACUUAUUACUUGACUAUAUAUUAACUCUAAUGGGCCGAGACGAGGAGGAUGGAUUUUCUUAUUCUGACAUUGAGCUCUUGCACACCCAGUCCCUUGCUUUGAUUGCGUGCACUACGCUAGUUUCUGUGGAGCCAAAACUGACUCCUGAAACAAGAAAUGUUAUUAUGAAGGCCACUAUUGGUUUUUUUGGUCUACCAAAUGACCCCUCUGAUGUUAUUAAUCCCCUUAUAGACAAUCUUAUAACACUUUUAUGCACGAUACUGGUCACAAGUGGAGAAGAUGGCAGGAGCCGAGCAGAGCAGCUAUUGCUUAUACUCAGAAAGAUUGAUCCAUUUGUUUCCUCUUCUUUGGACUUUCAAAGAAAAAGAGGGUGCUUAGCAGUUCAUGGGAUGCUUGUCAAGUUCCGGACUAUAUAUGUCAAUGGAUAUUGUGCACUGGGCUGUCAGGGUACCUGCAUCCAUAGCAAACAAAUUGACCAUUUCUCUAAUCGCAACUAUUCUAGUUUACCAUCUGCAUUUUUUUUACCAAGUCGUGAUGCUUUGGCAUUGGGAGAGAGAACAAUGGUAUAUCUUCCUCGAUGCAUAGAUACAAAUUAUGAGGUCAGGAAAGUCUCUGUCCAGAUUCUAGAUCUAUUUUUCAGUAUAUCUUUAUCCCUGCCCAAGCCCAUAAGUUUGAGUCUGGGAAACGAUAUAGAGCAGUCAUACAAUGCUUUGUCUUCCCUUGAGGAUGUUGUAGCCAUCUUAAGAAGCGAUGCUUCAAUAGAUCCAUCAGAGGUGUUCAACCGGGUUGUUUCAUCUGUUUGCACCUUGCUAAACAAGGAUGAACUUGCCGCUGCUCUGCAUGGUUGCUCCGGUGCUAUAUGUGACAAAAUCAAGCAGUCUGCAGAAGGUUCUAUUCAAGCGGUGAUUGAGUUUAUUAUGAAAAGAAGGAAUGAGUUCAAUGAAUUUGAUGUUUCAAGGACAUCACAAUCUUUGCUCACUGCUGUGUUUCAUGUCACUGAGAAGUAUUUACGUCAGGAAGCUCUUGGAGCUGUAUGUUCUUUAGCUGAAAACACAAACUCAAAAGUUGUGUUCACUGAAUUUUUAGCUGCUGCAGGACGGGAUAUAGUGAUGAAAGAUAUACAAAGACUACGCGGUGGUUGGCCUAUACAAGAUGCUUUUCAUGCAUUUUCGCAACAUUUGGUACUUUCACAUUCAUUUCUGGAGCAUGUGAUAUCGAUCAUGAAUCAGUCUCCAAUCCUGAAAAGUGAUACUGGGAAAGGAGAGAGUUCUAGGAUUUCUUUUGAUGAUGGCGUAGAGAUUGAUGUUUCACGUGCAGCUGUUGUUGCUCUCACCGCUUUCUUCAGAGGUGGUGGUAAACUUGGGAGAAAAACUGUUGAGCAAAGUUAUGCUUCUGUGCUUGCUACACUUAUACUUCACCUGGGAACCUGCCAUGGUUUGGCUAGUUCUGGGGAACAAGAACCACUAAGUGCUCUGCUCAAUGCAUUUCAAGCUUUCUGUGAAUGUGUUGGUGAUCUUGAGAUGGGAAAGAUCCUGGCUAGGGGUGGGAAGCAAAAUGGAAACGAGAAGUGGAUCAGUCUUAUUGGGGAGCUUGCUGGAAGCAUCUCUAUGAAAAGACCAAAGGAGGUGCCUACAAUAUGUUUGUUCUUAAGUAAAUCGUUAGACCAGCCCCUACAACUGCAGAGGGAAGCUGCUGCUGCUGCAUUAUCUGAGUUUUUACGGUAUAGCGAUGGCUUUGGUCAUCUUUUGGAACAGAUGGUUGAAGCAUUGUGCCGGCAUGUGUCGGAUGACUCUCCAACAGUGAGACGUCUCUGUCUAAGAGGGCUUGUUCAGAUGCCAUCUAUCCACGUCCUUCAAUACACUACCCAGAUUCUUGGGGUAAUACUAGUUUUGCUGGAUGAUUCAGACGAAACAGUUCAGUUAACUGCAGUUUCAUGUUUAUUGAUGGUUCUAGAGUCCUCCUCGGCUGAUGCUGUGGAACCUGUACUGCUCAACUAUUCAAUUCGGCUUCGUAAUCUUCAAGUUUGCUUGAAUGCAAAGAUUCGAGCAAAUGCAUUUGCAGCUUUUGGUGCACUAAGCACCUGUGGGGCAGGCACAAUACUUGAUUCAUUUCGCGAACAGAUUCAUGCUGCAUUCCCCCGUAUGGUUCUACAUCUUCAUGAUGAUGAUAUUGGUGUUCGACAAGCUUGCCGGACAACUUUAAAAUGUAUUGCCCCAUUGAUUGAGAUUGAUUCAAUCCCUGUGCUUCUCAAUGCACUUCGGUUCAGUUCGGACCAUAGGAGUGAUUAUGAAGACUUCUUGCGAGAUCUUGCAAGGCAGUUAACUCACUAUCUUGGCCCUCGAGUUAAUGCUUACCUGUCAGCAAUAAUACAGGCAUUUGAUUCUCCAUGGCCAGUUAUUCAAGCCAAUGCUGUUUAUUUGUGUAGCAGCAUGCUUGCACUUUCAGAUGAUAAACACAUUUGGGCCCUUUAUUAUAGCCAGGUGUUUGAAGUAAUGGUGGGGAAAAUGAGACAUUCGGGAGAUGCGAUUGUGAGAGCAACUUGCUCUGCAUCACUUAG
Cuscuta europaea is the source of this 5190-nucleotide messenger RNA. The record is from the annotation of a GenBank genome assembly. Lineage: Eukaryota; Viridiplantae; Streptophyta; Magnoliopsida; Solanales; Convolvulaceae.